Molecule: messenger RNA, 1775 nt
Organism: Miniopterus natalensis
Lineage: Eukaryota; Metazoa; Chordata; Mammalia; Chiroptera; Miniopteridae
Gene: UPK1B
Product: uroplakin 1B
Cellular component (GO): membrane
Source: RefSeq, a predicted model, not a curated record
AUAAGAAGACAAAAUACGGUGGUGUGACUUAGUCAUGUUAUGAAACUUGCAGUAGUAUUUGUCUCCUGCUCUUAUGAAGUUGUAAUGUUCUCAACUGUGUCUCCAGUUUGGGGGAAAUCCUGAAGAUGGCCAAAGACGACUCCACCAUUCGUUGCUUCCAGGGCUUGCUGAUUUUUGGAAAUGUGAUUUUUGGUAUGUGUGGCAUCGCCCUGACCGCAGAGUGCAUCUUCUUUGUAUCCGACCAACACAGCCUCUACCCGCUGCUUGAAGCCACCGACAAUGAUGACAUCUAUGGGGCAGCCUGGAUCGGCAUGUUUGUUGGCAUCUGCCUCUUCUGUCUGUCCGUUCUAGGCAUUGUAGGCAUCAUGAAGUCCAGUAGGAAACUCCUUCUGGCGUAUUUCAUUCUGAUGUUCAUUGUCUAUGGCUUUGAAGUGGCCUCGUGUAUCACAGCAGCAACACAACGAGACUUCUUCACACCCAACCUCUUCCUGAAGCAGAUGCUGGAGAGAUACCAAAACAACAGCCCUCCAAACAACGAUGACCAGUGGAAAAACAACGGAGUCACCAAAACCUGGGACAGGCUUAUGCUCCAGGACAGUUGCUGUGGUGUGAACGGCCCAUCCGACUGGCAGAAAUACACGUCUGCCUUCCGGACUGAGAACAACGACGCCGACUACCCCUGGCCUCGCCAGUGCUGUGUCAUGAACAAGCUGAAGGAGCCCCUCAACCUGGACGCCUGCAAGCUGGGGGUGCCGGGGUAUUACCACGGCCAGGGCUGCUACGACCUGAUCUCGGGACCAAUGAACCGGCAUGCCUGGGGGGUUGCCUGGUUUGGAUUUGCCAUUCUCUGCUGGACUUUUUGGGUUCUCCUGGGUACCAUGUUCUACUGGAGCAGAAUCGAGUAUUAAGAAUACAGUGUCUCUGCGGUCCCACCUUCCCCCAGGGACUCUGGAUUUGGCGCUGGACUGCUCUCCUACUCUUCGCGCUGACCCACAGGAACGCGCGUUCUCACUCAAGUUGCCGGGUCAGCGGGUCUGGAGCUCCUUCAGGCUCCCAGGCUCCUGGAAUUCUCACCAGUUGCGUUUUCACCCAGGUCUAGGAUUCUGCAACAUUUUUACUGACUAUAAGGGAGGGAGAAUUUGGAAAGUAGGUAAUAACUAUUUUCACCCUGGUUUAUUUUUUAAUUUGGGAGCAUAAAGACAUUCAUAGGAACCUGUGCUAUCACAGCUAGCCAAAUCUGUAUUUGGACAGCAAAUCUGCCUGUAUUUCUCACUACUUUCUAAAAGACCCCUUUGAAGGCUUUCAUUCAUCUCAGUACUGUCCAUGUGAAAGAACUAAGGAAAAGGGGCCGAGAUACAUCUUUUGCCUUUUGUUCUGGGGUGGCUUCCAUAUACGGAGACUCAGGUGGUUCUUUUAAUGCCACCUGCGGGUCCUUUUACUCUCCAGGGCAAUGCCCAAUCUUGAGUUAACAGUGGCUGAAAUUUCCUCUCGUACAUUGUAGAGUGAUAUGUGUUUGGUGACCUCAACCUCCCAUUAAUUAAACGUAUGUGAACUUUUGGGGACAAAGUUGUUGCCUGUUAUACAUAUUUACCAGUCUCUACUGGAAACACCUUUCAAAUAAAGGAGAAGCAACCAGCUAUUAGAGGGGUGGUUUAUGGUGAUUUCUGUUUACUAUCAAAAUAUUUCCCUUCUGAGCUAUGUUUCCAUUUGUGGCCCUGAAGGAAGUUCAUACAACUCACCAUCUGUCUUAUAAAUAAAAAGGGCUUUUAACUAUG